GGCUCGUGACUCAGCCAAUGAGCGCGGGACAAUGUGUUCCCAAUUCACAACUUUCAAAACAUUUGCGCGUGGAGCUGUGGGCUGAGUCCAAUUACAUCACCGACGGUCAUAAAGCAGCACUCCGGCGCACCGGAGGGAAAACAUAGACAACCUCUGACACAAACCUCGAGAGGCAGACGCGAGGACACGAGCUCAACUAAUGGACAUACAUUCCUCCAAAACCAUGAAGAAGCCCGGGACGGCGUGCUGCAGCAGCGUAAAGCUGUUUGUCCUGUGCCACGGACUCCUGCAGUUCUCCCAGCUGCUCUACAGCGCUUACUUCAAGAGCACCAUCACCACAAUCGAGAGACGCUACGGCCUCAGCAGCUACUCCUCUGGAACCAUUUCCUCUCUAAACGAGGUCAGUAACAGUGUGCUGAUAGUGUUCGUGAGCUACUUUGGAAAUCGGGUUCACCGUCCUCGCCUCAUUGGAAUCGGUGGACUACUGAUGGCUGUCAGUGCCAUGAUCCUGACCUUACCUCACUUCCUAUCCCAGCCCUACGAAUAUGACUCUGUUUUACACAAUCCCCAUGACAUCUGCAACCUGCAGGGUAACUCGAGCGACCCCAGUUGUGGCCGAGACGAGACCCGGCGUCUGGCUGACACUAACAACUUGUGGCUGCUCAUGGCUAGCGCUCAGCUGCUCUUCGGGGUGGGCUCGGUGCCCAUCCAGCCGUUUGGAAUUUCCUACAUUGAUGAUUUUGCUGGACCUGGAAAUUCCCCUCUUUACAUAGCCAUCCUGUUUGCAGUAUCUGUAUUCGGGCCUGCCAUUGGCUACCUGCUGGGAUCAGUCGUGCUGCAGAUCUACGUGGACGUGGACAGAACUGGUCUAGGAGCUGAACAAGAGCUGAGACAAGGUGAUCCCCGCUGGGUUGGGGCCUGGUGGAUGGGCCUGCUCAUCACCGCCGGCUGCCUGGUCCUCACCUCCAUACCCUACUUCUUCUUUCCUCGUACAAUCCCUUCAGAAGAUAAUGUGAUUGGAAAUGAAACUGACAUGAAUGAUGACUUCAAGAAGCCAGAUAUCUCUUUACUUGAUUUCCUGAAAAUGUUUCCCAGAAUGUUUGUCCACCUCCUGCUGAGCCCUCUCUUCCUUAUGCUGGUCCUGGCCCAGUGCUGCUUCUCCUCAGUGAUCGCAGGUCUCUCUACAUUCCUGAACAAAUUUCUGGAGCGACAGUACAGCGCUUCGGCCGCCUACGGCAGCCUGCUCGUAGGUGCUGUGAAUCUGCCAGCAGUAGCAGUGGGGAUGCUGAUGGGCGGGGUCAUCAUGAAGAGGGCAGGUCUCUCUCUGAAGACCAUCCCACGCUUCUCUGUGGUAAUGUUGACCACCUCCACCCUCCUCUGCAUCCCUCUCUUCUUCAUGGGCUGUCCCACACAGAAGGUCUUCGAGAUCAAUCACCAAAUCGGAAGGUCUCUACCCUCGUGUUACUCCAACUGCUCCUGUCCUGCCAGUGCCUUCAACCCUGUGUGUGGCUCUGAUGGUAUUGAGUAUAUUUCUCCUUGUCAUGCAGGCUGCACCAGCUUCGCCAAAGACCCCAAUAACACCAGGGUUCAGCAAUACACCAACUGCAGGUGUAUAUCUGGGAGCCAGAGUCAUGCCCGCCCAGCUCCCUGUCCAAACAGCUGCCCACAUUUACUUCUCCCUGUCAUGCUCGUCAUCUCUCUGGCAUCACUGAUCGCCUGCCUCACUCACAACCCCAUGUACAUGAUGGUCCUCAGAUCUGUUCCCUCUGAAGAGAAGUCGUUUGCUAUAGGAAUUCAGUUUUUACUCAUGAGAGUAUUAGCCUGGCUGCCUGCCCCUGCUCUCUUUGGGAUGGCCAUCGAUUCGUCAUGUAUCUGGUGGAAGCACGUGUGCGGAAAGAAGUUUAGUUGUGGUUACUAUGACAACAACAUCUUGAGGAACAGGUACUUGGGCUUACAGGUGGGUUAUAAGGUCAUGGGCAUUGCUCUGCUGAUGAUGCUGGGCUGGAAGGUGCAGCGGACCCAGGAGUACAGUCUGGAGAAGACGCCUGAAGGACUACUGUGACCGACCCUGAGCGUCUGUGUUUAUCCAAACCUGUCUGUUUCUGAAAGCGUUGCUGUGGUGUUUUUGAAGAACAGUGUGCUGAGCAAAGCUGUGUCAGUGGGAGAAAGCCACAACCAAGAACAGGCCUACACUGACCUCAAUAUCUGUGGGCCCACCUUCCUACCUGGUGCUUCACUGGCUGGAGUUAAGAUAUACAUUUUCCAAAAGGGAAAACUAGUUAUAUUUUUUAAUGCUUUAAAGCUUCUGUUUGGAAUUACUCUGACAGUAUGAUCCACUCAUACAACCUCUCUUGAGUGAAGAGUGUUCCAACAACAGAUAAAUAUCUUUGUGUAUAACUUGUUGCUAAAUAGUAGGAAUCUAUUCAGGUUUCUAUUUCCAAUGGGAACAUAUUCUGUAACUAAUUAACUGUAUUAGCUUAAUAUUUAAGUUUAUUUUUUUAUAGGUGUUUGUCUCAUACACAGAGACAUCUGUGAUUGACUGCAGUACUCAUUUCAUACAUGGUCAUUUAUAACACUUGAUUUAAUUACAGUGCUAAUGAUUUUUCAGAUAUCAAGUACAUACAUUGAAUUAACCACAUAUUAUGCUAUCUACUGGUGUGGUUAUAUGAUAGUUAUUACAGUGGAUUGCAUACUUUUUCCAUACUUAUUGUAAGUAUUACUAGCUAAUAAAUAAAAAUACAAUAUAAUGAA
This is a messenger RNA of Dicentrarchus labrax (European seabass), 2751 nucleotides long. RefSeq names its product solute carrier organic anion transporter family, member 2A1 (gene slco2a1). Bases 200 to 2062 code for a protein of 620 amino acids. Gene Ontology annotation, cellular component: membrane. Gene Ontology annotation, biological process: transmembrane transport; sodium-independent organic anion transport; prostaglandin transport. The record is from RefSeq and is a predicted model, not a curated record. Gene Ontology annotation, molecular function: prostaglandin transmembrane transporter activity; protein binding. Lineage: Eukaryota; Metazoa; Chordata; Actinopteri; Moronidae. The transcript is spliced from 14 exons.